AUGAUGAUUCUACGGUUCUUCCAAGGCUUCUUUGGCUCGCCCAUUCUCUCCGCAGGAGGUGCUUCCUUGAGCGACAUAUCGGAUGUGUAUCAUCGCCCUUUUGCUCUUUAUACUUGGGCAGUCUUUUCUUUCGCUAGACCAUCUAUUGGCUCGAUUCUGGCAGGCUACACCAUUCCUCAUCUAGGAUGGAGAUGGAGUCUUUGGGAGAUCAUGAUUUUUGUAGGCCCAGCAGCAGUGCUCCAUCUAUUUCUCCCAGAAACUCCCGCCGAAACCAUUCUUUAUAGACGACCGAUUAGGAUCCGUCAUCUCAGUGCCGACAGUCGUUACCGAACUCGAUCCGAGAUUCAAACAAUCAACAUUACGUCCGGCGAUCGACUUUACCAAUUUUUGAUCAUGCCGUGGCGCAUCAAUGCUCUGAAUCCCUCCAUACUUUUCACGAGCAUCUAUACUGGGCUGCUUUACGCCAUCUUCAACUCCAUGUUCAAAUUCUUCCCCAUUGUGUACGGGCCGGUGUACGGCAUGAGUGGGGGUCAGACCGGUCUAGUAUUACUGUGCAACAUAAUCGCCAUUGUUCUUGCAGCCGUACCUUACUUCACAUACGUCUCGCUGGGGGUGAAUGCGCCGUCGAGAGCUGGAAAGAAACUGUCACCCGAGGAUCGCCUCCUCCCUGCUCUUGUCGCCUCAGUAUUUAUCCCCGCCGGCAUCUUUCUAUUCGGCUGGACAUCGCGCCCUGAUAUACAUUGGAUUGUGCCGACUAUCGGCAUCGUUUUCUCUACCGGCAGCUUCGCGGUUAUUCUACAGUGCAUCUUUGUCUACAUCGGCCUCUCCUACCCUCGCUAUGCCGCGUCCUUAUUUGCAGGUAAAAGCUUUGCUAAAGCUGUGGUCGCGUUUGGCGGAGUGUUGUGGGCUCACCCUCUCUAUGAAAGUUUGGGUCUGCAAAAAGGGAUGUCACUUCUUGGCGCCUUAUGCGCAGUUUGUGUAUCUGGGAUCUUUGUAUUAUAUGCCUUUGGAGAGCGCUUGCGGAAGAAGAGCAGAUUCGCUGUCUGA
Messenger RNA from Clonostachys byssicola, 1047 nucleotides. NCBI's taxonomy places the organism in Eukaryota, Fungi, Ascomycota, Sordariomycetes, Hypocreales, Bionectriaceae. The record is from the annotation of a GenBank genome assembly.